AUGGCAGACACUUCUGCAGCAGCAGCUGCUGCAGCAGGAGCAGCACCUUCGGCUGCUGCUGCUGCUGCACCUGCUCUGGCCAGCAUCAAACGGUCUGCUCAGCCUGAGCAGCCGGAUGAAGGAACAGAUCUUGCUGCGGCAGGUCUUGCUGGUGGAACACCUGCUGCUGCUGCACAGCAGCAGGAAUCAGUAGGUGAUGAUAAGCGUCUCCACGGGGUUGGAGUAGGCGGACAAGGUUCUACUGGAGCAGAGCUGCACGGUGCAGCAGAAGCAACAGACGAAGCAGCAAGACAACCAGCAGGACCAGCAGCAACAGAUGCAGCAGCAGGCGAAACUUCUGCUGUGUUCCGCCAUCAACGAACAGCCUCAACCACCCCAGAUGAGCUGCAACAGCAGGCAGCUCCCAGCAGCAGCGGCGGCGACAGCAGCAGCAGUAGCAGCAGCGGCAGGAGCAGCAGCAGCGGCAGCACCGGCGGCAGCAGCAGCAGCAGCAACUUAAACAUCAAAGACAUUGAGGCGAUGGUUGCUGCAGUGGAGUUGGCGUUAGAGCUGCAGCAACCUCGCUCUUUGCUGCAGCCCGUUUCUCCCCCAGCAGCAGCAGCAGAAGCAGCAGCAGCAAGAAGAGAGUCAAUGCGGCACCCAGCUAUGCAGGCAGGAGCCCUUGCUGCAGCAGCAGGAACAGCAGCAGCAACAGAACUCCUCGCCCAGAGCUACAUACAGCAGGCAGCAGGAGGUACAGCAGGAAGCAGUGGCUUGCAUGCAAUAUCUGCAACAGAAGCAGCAGCAGCAACUGCUGCUGCUGCCCUUGCUGCAACAGAGGCCUUUCCGCAUGCAAGCGCGAGCCGCUCUGGGCUUGUUGCAUCGCAACUCUUCUUCAUGCAGCAGCAGCAGCAGCAGCAGCAGCAGCAGCGGCAGCAACGGCAGCAGCAGCAGCAGCAGCAGAAUGGAGACAGCAUAAUGCACAAGCAGCUGCAGUGUCUUCGUUUGCUGUUGCUGACUGGCUGCCUAAAUCCCCAUUGGAAGAAUCAUGCAAGGCCUCAAGUCUUCCAGUUUCACUUUGCCCUGCUGCUGUCGGCAUCAAUAGAGCCUCUCUUUGACGCUUACAUUUGCAACAUCUUUUCUCCUAUUAUUAACAGCAGCAUGGCUGAGAAACAGCAGCAGCAGCAACAACAAAAGCAGCAACAGCAGGAGCCACUUACUUUGGGAGCAGGAUGCACUUCGGCUGUCGGUGGUCCCAGGUGGAGCAGCAGCAGCAGCAACACCGUGGGCAGCAGCAGCAGCAUGGAAAGGAUUAAGAGUGACGUAGAUGCUGCGGGCCUUGGAGAAGAUGUCUUAAUGCGUCUGUUGAAGGAUCCUCCCCGCAGCAGCACCUUGACUGCUGCUGCUUCUGCAGUCUGCUCCGCCUUAGAAUGGGUAUUCGAAGCCUGCAGCGGAGCUGCAGAAAGAGGAGCAACUAACACCCACACGCUGGCUAUCUGGGCGGCAGCAGCAUUUAGCAGCAGCAGAAGCAGUAGCAGCAGCAAAAGCAGCAGCGGCGACAGUGCCCCUACAGUUCGUGCAGAUGUGCCCCUGCCGGCAGUUGCUUCUGCUGCUACUGCUCCUACUAGGGGUGCCGCUGUUACUGCUGCUUGCCCUGCUCCUGCUGCUGCUGCUGAUCGUGGUCCUGCCGUGUUUGCUGCUGAGUUUAGCAGAGACUUCGAUUCCCUUUUGGGAGAAGAGCAGUCUGGAGGAAGGGGGAAGCAGACAGGUUUGCUGCUCCAGCAUCCGCAGCAGACUCAUCCGCUGCAGCAGCAUCCGCAGCAGACAACACUGCUGCAGCAGCAGGGAACGCAGCAGCAGCAGCAGCAGCACCCAUGCCGCAUGCAGCAGAUGGAGAACCCCGCGCUUGUGAAGGAAGAUCCCAUUAGUAGUUUAAGCCGAGAAUUCGAUGCAAGCGUUGGCAGCAGCAGCAGCAGCAGCGGUGGCGGCAGCAGCAGCAGCAGCAGCAACAACAACAACAACAACAACAACAGCAGCAGCAGCAGCAACAGCAGCAGCAGCACGACCGCCGGGGUCUCUACAGACCUUCUUGUUCGGACUCUCGAGUCUUUCUUAAGCAGGCGACGAUCAGCUCGUAUGGGCCGGGGGAGGCGCCGCCCUUUCAAUGAUCCUGCAGCAGAAGCAACAGCAGCAGGGCAACAGCAGCACCAGCAGCAGCAGCAGCAGAGACUGCUGCCUGCAGCAGCAGAAGACUACAGCGACACCAGUGAAGCCGCUGCUCACACUCUAGAGACACUUCAGCCCCCGUUAGGACUGCGGCCGGUAGUUCAUGAGGGUUCCUCCAAUCCAUCAGUAGGAGUUACUUGCAGCUCUUCAGGAGCAACAGCUGCUGCAACAGCAGCAGUGGCAGCAGCUGCAGCAGAAGAAGAGGCUCCAGAAGAGAGGUGGCAUUUUGCUGCUGGGGGAAGCAGCAGCUGUAGCAGCCGCUCAGGUUCAAGCAACAAUCCAUCUCCGAAUCUUGCCGCUCUGCUGCUGCAGGGAGAAACAAGCACAGCAGCAGAAGAGCUACCAGCAGACAGAGAGAGAGAGUACCUUCUCUGCUCCGCUGCCCUGCAACAGCAGCAACAGCAGCAGCAGCACAAAGAGCAGCAGCAGCAAGUAGCGCAAGCAGGGCAGCUUUCCGCAACGCGCGGUAGCUUGCAAGGGAGCUCAAUAACAGGCCAGCAAGUGCAGCAGCAGCAACAACAGCAAGAAGAACAGCCGCAGCCUGUGGCUGCUGCUACUGCUGGUUAUUCACUUAAAGCAGCAGGGAAGGAAGAGGAGCACCAGCAGGAGCAGCAGCAGCCCAGCAGCACACACGGACAGCAGCAGCUUCACCAGCAACAACAGCACCAUCAGCCACAGCAGCACCAACAGCAACAGCAACAGCAGCAGCAGCAGCAGCAGGAAGGCUCUGUGCAAAUAACCCGCAGUGGGCGGAGAGUAACAUUUGCUUUUAAUGUGUCAGAACUUGCAAGAGACGAGGAGAGAUCUCCAGCAGCAGCAACAUCGACAGCAGCAGCAGCAGCGACAGCUACGGAUGGUCGCCGCGCUGGAAGAAAAUCAAACGCGGCCCAGGGGGGUCCAUAA
Eimeria maxima is the source of this 3108-nucleotide messenger RNA. RefSeq lists its product as hypothetical. The transcript is spliced from 5 exons. Bases 1 to 3108 code for a protein of 1035 amino acids. The record is from RefSeq and is a predicted model, not a curated record. NCBI's taxonomy places the organism in Eukaryota, Apicomplexa, Conoidasida, Eucoccidiorida, Eimeriidae.